Messenger RNA from Oryza brachyantha (malo sina), 2892 nucleotides. Its product is annotated as pentatricopeptide repeat-containing protein At3g09650, chloroplastic-like. The record is from RefSeq and is a predicted model, not a curated record. Bases 516 to 2636 code for a protein of 706 amino acids. Gene Ontology annotation, molecular function: protein binding. The transcript has a single exon. Lineage: Eukaryota; Viridiplantae; Streptophyta; Magnoliopsida; Poales; Poaceae.
UCGCUUUUAUUAAUGAUGGGCAGAGCGUUGUUACAUGCAUGUUCCUAUAAUUCGGUUUGGUCAAUCUCAACUGUAGUAUGAUGGGCCGGGCCGAGCCGAAUCAAUCUACUACUACACUAGGGGUAGGAGGACUAGGGAAGUCAGUAGCCGAGAGUUGGACACGUCAGCGUCAUCUUCUUCUCCUUCUUGCCCUGCUCCUCCAUCGCCGCCGCCCACGGUCCACCGGCGAUCGAUCGAAGAAGAAGAAGAAGAAGAGUAUGACCACCAUCACCAGUAGCAGCUCCAGUAAUACUAGUGCUUCGUUGCUACAACGCUGUCAGUACAGACCCCUUCCUCUCUGGCCCCGGCCCCAACACCCCUCCUCUAUUCGUUGUUGCUGCAUCCGCAUCCUCAUCCUCAUCCUCGCAAUGCUCCAACGACGACCACAGUAGCCGAGAGUUGGACACGUCAUCGUCAUCUUCUUCUUCUUCUUGCUCUGCCCCUCCUCCACCGGCGACCGAUCGAAGAAGAAGAGUAUGACCACCAUCACCACCAGUAGCAGCUCCAGUAAUACUAGUAGUGCUUCAUUGCUACGACGCUGUCAGUACAGACGGCCCCAAUUCUUCUUCCUCUCCGGCCCCGGCCCCAACACCCCUACUCCUCUACUUGUUGCAUCCGCAUGGACCGCAUCCUCAUCCUCGCUAUGCUCCAAAGACGACCACAGGCUCCUCGCUCUGCUGCGCGCCGGACACACCGACGCCGCCUACCACCUCCUAGCCUCCAACCCCUCCCUCCCGGACUCCCCUGUCUCCGCCUCCCGCCUCCUCGCCCAGCUCUCCUACCAAGGAUCGUCCCGCGCAGCCACCCUCCUCCACCGCCUCCGCGCCCGCGGGGCACUCCACCUCCUCGACGCCAACUCCCUCUCCCUCGCCGCCUCCGCCGCCGCCCGCUCCAACAACCCCCACCUCGCCUAUUCCCUCCUCAUCUCAAUGCUCCGCCGGGGCCUCCUCCCCGACCGCCGCGCCUACACCGCCGCCCUCGCGCGCCUCCCCCCUGCCCGCGCGCUCCGCCUCUUCGACGCCGUCCUCCACCACCUCCGCCGAGCCCCCGACGACCGCACCACCUCUCUCCCCGACACCGCAGCCUUCAACGCCGCACUCAGCGCCUGCGCCGACGCAGGAGAUUGCACCCGCUUCCGCCACCUGUUCGACCAGAUGCCCACAUGGAGCGCGCCACCCGACGCGCUCACCUACAAUGUCGUCAUCAAGAUGUGCGCGCGCGCCGGCCGCAAGGACCUCGUCGCGCGCCUGCUCGAGCGGAUCCUCUCCUCCGGCCUUGCCCCCUGCGCCACCACGUUCCACUCCCUCGUCGCCGCCUACGUCGGCCUCGGCGACAUCCCUACAGCGGAGAGGAUCGUGCAGGCCAUGCGCGAACGCCGCACCGACAUCUGCUUGCUGUUCCGGGCGGUCGCAGCUGAAGCAGACCACCAAAUUAUCAGCGGCGAGCAGCAGCAGAUGCAGAGCUCUGUUCUGGACGACAUCGUCGUCAAGCCGUCAGAAGAAGAGGAGACGGCGGUGCCGCUGCUGCCCAAGGCGUACCCGCCCAACUCGCGGGUGUACACCACCCUCAUGAAGGGGUACAUGAACGCCGGCCGCGUGGAGGACGUGGUGGCCAUGAUGCGCGCGAUGCAGCGAGAGGGAGAGACGGCGCCGGCCAGCCGCCCCGACCACGUCACGUACACGACGGUGAUAUCGACGCUGGUGGCGGCCGGGGACAUAGAGCGGGCGCGCGCCGUGCUGGAGGAGAUGGAGCGAGCAGGGGUGGCGGCCAGCCGCGUGACAUACAACGUCCUCAUGAAGGGCUACUGCCAGCAGCUGCAGGUGGGCAGGGCCAGGGAGCUGCUCGCCGUCGACAUGGCCGAGGCGGGCAUCGAGCCCGACGUGGUGACGUACAACACACUGAUCGACGGGUGCGUGCUGACGGACGACAGCGCGGGCGCGGUGGCGCUGUUCAACGAGAUGCGGGGGAGGGGCAUCGCGCCGUCGGCGGUGAGCUACACGACGCUGAUGAAGGCGUUCGCGGCGUCGGGGCAGCCGAAGGUGGCGCACAAGGUGUUCGAGGAAAUGGAGAAGGACCCGCGGGUGGCGGUGGACCGGGCAGCGUGGAACAUGCUGGUGGAGGCGUACUGCCGGGAGGGCCAGGUGGAGGCGGCGAAGAAGGUGGUGGAGAGGAUGAGGGCGCGGGGAGUGCAGGCGGACGUGGCGACGUACGGCAGCCUGGCGAAGGGGAUCGCGGUGGCGCGGAGGCCGGGGGAGGCGCUGCUGCUGUGGGAGGAGAUAAAGAGGAAGAGGAAGGAGGUGGAGGUGGACGGGGAGGUGCUGGAGGCGCUGGCGGACGUGUGCGUGCGGGCGGCGCUGUUCCGGAAGGCGCUGGAGAUCGUGGCGCGGAUGGAGGAGAUGGGGCUGGAGGCGAACAAGGGCAAGUACAAGAGGAUGUACGUGGAGCUGCACUCGCGCAUGUUCACCAGCAAGCACGCGUCGCAGGCCAGGCAGGAUCGCCGCCGGGAGAGGAAGCGCGCCGCCGAGGCCUUCAAGUUCUGGCUCGGCCUCCCCAACUCCUACUACGCCACCGACUGGCGCCUUCAGGACCAUGACUGACACGCAUAUACUCCCCACUAUACUGUAUGCUACUAAUGCGAAAUCUUAACAUAUUUUUUCUACUUAUUACAUGAUGAAAAAAACGUAGUGUCAGAAUUUUACCAGUUUGACAAAAUUCUUGUUCUAAACGACAUAUUUUUUUAUUUAAGCAAAUAUUAGGAAUCAACUUCCAUGCUCUUAAAGAAUGGAGUUUUAAGAAAUGAUCUGAGAAGGCCUAAAGGCAAGGGGUUUCUUUUGAGGGAGCAGAGAGCUUCUC